Lepisosteus oculatus (spotted gar) is the source of this 4557-nucleotide messenger RNA. RefSeq names its product casein kinase I. NCBI's taxonomy places the organism in Eukaryota, Metazoa, Chordata, Actinopteri, Semionotiformes, Lepisosteidae. Gene Ontology annotation, biological process: endocytosis; positive regulation of canonical Wnt signaling pathway; peptidyl-serine phosphorylation. Gene Ontology annotation, molecular function: protein serine/threonine kinase activity; ATP binding. The record is from RefSeq and is a predicted model, not a curated record. Gene Ontology annotation, cellular component: cytoplasm; nucleus; plasma membrane.
CAGGCCCCUUGGUAGCAGAUUCUCACAAUGUAUCCGUCCAUGACUUCCUGGACGGGGAAGGCUGGACGAGGUGGCGAGAUGUUCUGUAGCUGCUGACAUCAUAUCACUUCCUGGAGACUAGAGGCACAAGAGGAGGUCUUUAAAGAAAAGCAUUGUGAACCUCUUUCCCCCCACCAAUAAGACGAAUAUCAUAAUAAAAGAGUUCACGGAUUCAGCUCUGAUAAAGUGGAUUGCAAAUUUAUCUGAAAGAAGACGACGAAUUCCAGGCAACAGAACUAGAGGACGAUCCCAGCCACUGUGGAUACUGUCGGUCAGCAGUCUCGACAUACACUCCUUCUCAGGUGACACAGCCCCUCUGCAGCUCUCCAUUGGCUCUGGAGGAGGAUCAAGGAGACCAUUCUGCGAAUGGGAUGAAUAUGCUGCUGUGGGUCAACGGGCUCCUGAAUUACAGCCUCUGAACCCCCUGUGCAGCUGUGGACCCAGAAAACUCAUCUGAUGCCCCACUCCGCAGCUUGAUCUUGGGGGUAUUCCCUUCUUUUUCUUCGGGGGUGGGGGGUGGCCCUGACAGAGUUAAAAAAAUAUUCUUCAAAGUGGAGUACCGUAAACUUGAUAUGGACAGCAAAAAAAAGGACAAAGACAAACCCGACGAAAGGAUGCCACGACCGAGUGGCCGGUCGGGACACACUCCCCGGGGUACUGGCUCCAGUUCAGGGGUCCUCAUGGUCGGACCCAACUUCCGAGUGGGCAAGAAGAUAGGAUGUGGAAACUUUGGAGAACUUAGAUUAGGUAAAAAUCUGUAUACAAAUGAAUAUGUGGCAAUUAAGCUGGAACCAAUGAAGUCCAGGGCACCACAGUUACACUUGGAAUAUAGAUUCUACAAGCAGUUAGGAUCAGGAGAUGGGAUACCUCAGGUUUAUUAUUUUGGGCCAUGUGGGAAAUACAAUGCAAUGGUGCUGGAGUUGCUGGGACCCAGUCUGGAGGAUCUUUUUGAUCUCUGUGACAGGACAUUUUCGCUAAAAACUGUUCUCAUGAUAGCGAUACAGCUUAUCACAAGAAUGGAGUAUGUACACUCAAAGAACUUGAUAUACAGAGAUGUUAAACCAGAGAACUUCCUAAUAGGAAGGCCGGGUAGCAAAAACCAGCACAUCAUUCACAUCAUAGAUUUUGGCCUUGCAAAAGAAUACAUAGAUCCGGAGACUAAGAAGCACAUCCCUUACAGAGAACACAAGAGCCUUACAGGAACAGCACGAUACAUGAGUAUAAAUACACACCUAGGAAAAGAACAAAGUAGAAGAGAUGACCUGGAAGCCUUAGGUCACAUGUUUAUGUAUUUUCUCAGAGGCAGCCUUCCUUGGCAAGGCUUAAAGGCAGACACUUUAAAAGAAAGGUAUCAGAAAAUCGGUGACACAAAAAGGGCAACGCCAAUAGAAGUCCUUUGUGAAAGUUUUCCAGAGGAGAUGGCGACCUACCUACGAUAUGUGAGGAGGCUGGACUUCUUUGAAAAACCUGAUUAUGACUAUUUGCGGAAGCUCUUCACAGACCUGUUUGAUCGGAAAGGUUUUAUGUUCGAUUACGAGUACGACUGGGUUGGGAAACAGCUUCCCACUCCUGUCGGUCCAGUUCACACGGAUGCUGCGCUGUCCUCCUCAAACAGAGAUCCACAUAGAGAUAAAACUCAGCAAGCCAAAAAUCAGUCGACAGACCACAGGGCAGCUUGGGAGCCCCAGCAGGCCAAUCCCCACCAAUUGAGAGCUCACCUUGCAGCUGACAGACAUGGUGGCUCGGUACAGGUGGUGAGUUCAACCAACGGGGAGCUGAACACGGACGACCCCACUGCUGGACACUCGAACGCACCCAUCACUGCACCCCCAGAAGUAGAAGUAAUGGAUGAGACAAACUGCCAGAAAGUGUUGAACAUGUGGUGCUGCUGCUUUUUCAAGCGAAGAAAAAGGAAAACAAUUCAGCGCCACAAAUGACUCUGGAGGCGAACAGACAAUGGGGAAUUACUGACAUGUUCAUCUGCGGCCUCCUGAUCACAGAAAUCAUCUCGGCGGUGACAAAGCAACCAAGAAAGCAUUCUCAAAGGGUUCCUCCUUAGACAUUACAUGGCGUAUCCUUCGGUUUAGUUGUCUACAGAUAUGAUUUUUUAAAAGUAUUUUUAUUCUGCCCAGUCCUCUGGAAGCUUUAAAGAUUCUUUCAAACAUAUCUAUUUAUUUUGAAAUUUAAAACCGAAAAAUUAAGGGUCACGCUGUCCCUGGCAUUUGCCAAAUCUUUUUUUUUUAAAGUAAAGUUGAAAUGGAGAAUAUUUUUUUUUUUCCCCAGUCAUAUAUGGAAUGAUACAGGGAAGUCCAGAGAUGGAAUAAUGCAUUUCAUUGAUCAUCCUGCAAAGGACAUGGAUUUUGCAUUAGCUGCAGGGUUGGAAGUUUUGACUGCAGAGGACCUUCCCAUGAGAAGAGAUGAAAAAAGAGAAAUGUGCUGUCUUAUUCUGACCAAUUUAGAGAUUAUUUUUUCUCAUUCUUUGGGGUUUUCCUUUUUUUUACAAUAACUGCACUGAUUUUUUUCCCCUUUCUAGUAUUAAUGAUGGUACUGUACUUGUGUUUGGGUGUAGCAGUACAUUCUUCUUUCUGCAAUACAGUUGGUACAGCCACUGUCCAGAGGUACCUAUGAAGGAGUGAACAGAUACUAUGAUGUAGUGUUUUAUUUUUAGCAGAUGACAGAUCUGAGUGCGUUUGGUGGAGUACAUACAACAUCCGAUGGCCAUGAAUUCAUGAGUGCUCCUGCCUCUGAAGUACCUCAGAUGGGGAUCCAGUGUAGUAGAAACAGCAGCAUGUGCUUGUUCAAUAUUACAAAGUGUUUGUAUUAUGUAAAUUGUGCUUCCUGAAGAAUUUUGUGGGGAUAGAAAGACACAGUAUGUAAUCAGAGAGGAGCGUGCUUGAGACUUGAAAAUAAAUUAACACAAUUAUGUUUUAGGGAAGUUUGGAUUCAGAGUUAAAAAAGGGACAUUGUGGAUCAUCGAUGAAUGUAUAUCUGGACAAUGCUGGGGUAGUGUAUAGACCAAAAUAUCUUUUAAAAACUGGAGUUUAUACCUGUUGCUGGACAACAAUGAUUACCCUCCAUUAGAUGACAGCCUGGAUGUGCCAUGAAAUGGUGUUUAAAUCUGCCUGUACAAUUAUCUGUGCUUUGGUUUAUGGUAUGUUAGGAAGAAUAAUGGAGAUAGGUCAGACAAUACUGCCUUGUGCAUACAAUAGAUAUAGUACCAGUGCUAUACUCUUAAACCUUUGACGCUGCCAGAUAGAGAUUUCAUAUGACUGUCAGAGGUGUCACAAAAGAGACAGCCUGGUACCCCCCCCCCCCCACAUACAGUCCCUAGAAGUGCCUGCAUUACGAACAAACCAGCUCUUGUAUAAUAAAAGGCCAUUCAUUCCACUUUCCAUUCUGUGCUUUCAGUCAGAUAAUAAUGGCGAAGGUGUGCUUGGAGGACUUUUUUCUUGAGGAAAACGAGAUGAAAAAUACUUCAGUAAUGGAGAGCACCACAGGGGGGAAGAAAACAGAUUUUACAGGGAUAUAUGUACAACAUUUUGAGAGAUGUAGUGCUUUCUGCCCAGUCAACAUUGCUGCAUUGAGCCAUUAAAGUCAUAGCAGAAAAAAGUUAUCGUCGUGAACGCACACCUCUUAAGUUCAUUAUGUUUAGGUUGCAGGUGUCUCUUUUGUUUUGUUUUUGUUUUAUCUGUCAGUCACAGAAAUUACUGGCUGAACAGAUCACUUGGAAUUGUGUGCAUUAACCUGUAAUUUGAUACCUUGGCAUUCUCUGUACCAUUUCCUCUAAGAAUUUCUACUUCCAGAUAUCUUGCGUUGCUUUGUUUUCUGUCCUACGGAGUGCUCUCUUGUAACCUUUGAUCCAAAAUGUUGCAACUAGCUCAUUUAAUAUUAAAAAUGUCUUAAGAGAUCAAUUAUUAUGUAAAAUUCCAUUCUAUGGGCUUCAAAAAUAAAGGUCUGGGGAGCUUGUCGCACUGCACUGAAAACACCUCAGUCUCUGUAGUAAUUUGACCAAAUCCUUAUUUUAACCUCUAUUUCUGUGUAAAUGUGUGAAGUAUGAUUUCUGUAUUCCUAAAAUCGUACAUAGUUCACUUUUUUCGUAGGACCUCCUCUUUGCCUGUGCAGUGUUUAUACAGUCUGGACUUUUCACAGGUACCAAGCUGUGUGCGUGUGUACAAUUACUGCAGUUAUGGACUGUAACCUUAAGGAAGUUAAACCUUUUCAUUUUGCUGCAGUGGAGGCCAGUGCAUAUAGACUUGCUUGUUACCAAUAUUUAAGUAAUGCGUUUGUAUGACCUGGAUUUUUAAUUUUAUUUUGUAUGUUUUUUUUUUCUGGCAUUUCAUACUGGUCCUAAAGGGGGUAUUGCAGCCAUGUUGGGUUUAGACCGACAAUAUUGUGCAUUCAUUGCUUUCCUAUUCAUACUAAUGAAGUCAACUUUGCCUGACUGUCUAAGUAAUGUAAUACAUCCCUGUUUAAGAAUAUGUAACUGAGGAAAAAUUAAUAAAAGUAGUUUUUUUAAUA